GACUUUGGGUUAUAGUCAUACCUCGUUAAUAUUAACAUACUGUCAAGGUUGUCAUAGCACCGACGAAAUAUGAGCAAAGCAAGUAAUUAUGAAAUGCUCCAUUGCGAAAGGUGACUUUAACAAUAAACUUUAAAAUAAAUCAUUUUUGAUAAAGUACCCAUAUUAUACUAAACAUAUUGAGUGUUGUGGUAAUUAAAUAGACCAGUGGUAUCUCAUAAAAUUAAUUACCAAAUAACUUCAGUGACAGAAUCAGUUAGGUUAUAGUAAUAGAAAAGUUCUUGUGAUUGAAUUUGGAAUUCAAAGGCCGUUAUGCGCGCUCGCGGCAAGUGGGUGGUGCUGUGGGCGCUGUGGGCGGCGCGGCUGGUGCGGCAGCCGACGCCGCCGGUGCGCGUGAGCGGCGGCUGGCUGCGCGGCUCCGUCUCUCCCGACGGCUCGCACGCGCGUUAUCUCGCCAUUCCCUACGCCACUGUACAACAGCGAUUUCAGGCACCCGGUCCUGAGCCCAAAUGGGAUGGAGUAUUUGAAGCGAUUGACGACCACAUACGCUGUACACAAACGUGGUCUCUCGGGUCAAAAUACACGAACGGCCAGGAAGAUUGCUUGAUUCUCAAUGUUUACACACCUUUGUACACAAAUAAUGAACCAGAAAAACCUUUGCCAGUCAUGGUCUUUAUCCAUGGAGGAGCAUUUUUCCGACGGUCAGCGUCAAGGUUCGUGUAUGGUCCAGACUAUUUAAUAAGUAAAGGAGUUGUGCUAGUCACUUUCAACUACAGGCUACAUGUUCAAGGGUUUUUGUGCUUGGGCAUCAAGGAAGCCCCAGGGAACGCAGGCAUGAAAGACCAAGUAGCAGCGUUGAAGUGGGUACAAAGGAACAUCAGGGCGUUCGGCGGUGACCCUGAUAAUGUAACCAUUUUUGGCGAGAGUGCUGGAGGAGCUUCUGUCGCUUUGCACGUCCUUUCGCCAAUGUCCAAGGGCCUCUUCCAUAAAGCUAUCGCGCAAAGUGGCUCUGCUCUGUCAGGUUUUGUCUUCCAAUUCGAUCAAGUCCUUCAGGCCAGUUUGCAUGCCAAAGCAAUGGGUCUUGAUAGCGAAGAUCCUCAUGAAAUACAUAAGUUUUUUAUGAACAGUAGUGAUUCAGAUUUGGUCGUAGCAAAAGUGCCAAGAUUAGAAGGCACUACAAUAAUGUUAUCAGAAAUACAAUUCUCGCCGUGUGCUGAGAAAAUUAUAGAAGGAGAAGAACCUUUUUUGACAGAUUUGCCUUACAAUAUCUUAGUUGAUGGAAAAUACAAUAAAGUGCCUAUGAUUAUAGGAUCUAAUACAGAAGAAGGAUUGUUAUUUGCUGGUAUGGAGAACACACAUUAUUUAGACAAAGUCGAUUACGAAAUGGUGUUUCCAAAAGACUUGGAAUUUCCAUCUGACGAAGUACGGAAAGAUGUAGCUCAAAAAGUGAAAAAACUGUACAUGGGUGAAAACGAGAUAUCAGCAAAGACCAUACCACAGAUAUCCAAAUUAUACGGGGAGCCAUUUAAUAACUACCCUCCGGUAGAAGAAACGAAUCUCAUAAUGCAGACGAGUGAGCAGCCAGUGUGGCAUUACCUAUUUGGUUAUGAGGGUAGAAGGAACAUAUUGAAGCUGAGUGUCGGCUCUCAUAACGCGAGUGGCGCCACACAUGGAGACGAGUUAUUUUAUUUAUUUAGUCAAGAAAUCAUACCCACACUCUUUGAAACGGAUAUGAUCCAGAAAAUGACGACGUUAUGGACGAAUUUUGCUAAAUACGGUGAUCCAACGCCAGAAAUCAGUGAGCUAUUACCAGUGAAGUGGUCACCAGUGACUCCAGAUGACCAACGCGCCCUCUACAUUGACAGAGAGAUCAAAACCGUACCUCUAUGGUAUACAGAAUCUCUUAUUUUUUGGAGAGACUUGUACGCAAAGUAUCGAAGAUCAUUAGACUUUUAAGAAUAAUUAAUGAUUAAUUUAUUGUAAAAUAGG
Molecule: messenger RNA, 1986 nt
Organism: Ostrinia nubilalis (European corn borer)
Lineage: Eukaryota; Metazoa; Arthropoda; Insecta; Lepidoptera; Crambidae
Product: esterase FE4-like
Exons: 4
Coding region: 310-1953 (547 amino acids)
Molecular function (GO): serine hydrolase activity
Source: RefSeq, a predicted model, not a curated record